Molecule: messenger RNA, 2693 nt
Organism: Psylliodes chrysocephalus
Lineage: Eukaryota; Metazoa; Arthropoda; Insecta; Coleoptera; Chrysomelidae
Source: the annotation of a GenBank genome assembly
GACUGUAUUUUUUAAUCGAGUUUAUACAGGUUUGCACAUAAUUAGAAAGAAAUAACAUUUAUCCAACAUCUGUUUUAUACAUAUCUAAUUCUUUGAUUAAAACAUAUAGUUAUUUCGAUGAAUGUUAGUAUAUUUGCUAUUUAAGUUAACUGUAUAUACGUUAACCGACACAUCAAGCAAAAUAAAGAUGAGGCGCUUAAUUAUAUAUAAAUUUGAGUGAUAUAAGGAUAGUAAUUUAUGAAAUCGUAUACUACCCCAUUUUAUUAAUGAAUGUAACCGCCGUUUUAUUAUCAAUGUGAAGUAAAGUACACAAAUUCUUAUCUUAUUUCUAAAAUUAAGUAAUUGGAAUCGUUACUCAUUUAAAUCUAUUAGUUUUUACGGUUUCCUAAAAAAAUAUAGAUAUACAUACGACUUAAGUAUUGAUAAGAUAAAUAAAUAUCAAAUAUCCCGAUAUCGAUAACAAAUACGGUGCAUUCGCAACUAAUUGCCCAAAAAUAGGUAGAUAGGAUUAAAAGUAUCAUAAUGAACGAAAUAACAAAAAAUUAUUUAGAAGAUGGAGAGUAUUUUUUUGAAAAAAAUCGUCACAUGUGUACUGGAUUUGAUCCAAGAAAGAUUUAUUUGUUAGGCGAAAAGUAUUCUGGAUUAAAACCAAGAGGUGCUUUACAAAAAUUUGAUGACAUCAGGGAUAAUUUUCUUGCAAAAAAUGCAUUAUUUGAGGAUCCACAAUUUACACCAGAAAAAAUCGAUCUAGGAGAUGAUUGGGAAAAAGAAAGAAGUAAAAUUGAAUGGCUAAGGCCCAAGAACAUCGUAUCAAACCCUUGCUUUCUUGAUGACGCCGAAGAUAGAUUUGAUAUUAACCAAGGAGGUCUUGGAGAUUGUUGGUUUCUAGCAGCUCUAGCAGAAAUUACGCAAAAUCGUAAACUAUUGACAUUAAUUGUACCGGAAGAUCAAAGCUUUUCUGAUAAAUAUGCUGGAGUUUUUCAUUUUAGAUUUUGGCAAUAUGGAAGAUGGAUUGAUAUUGUAAUAGAUGACCGAUUACCUACAAUUAACGGUCAGUUGAUAUUUGACAGGUCUAAUUGCAAAAAUGUUUUUUGGACACCUUUAUUGGAAAAGGCGUAUGCUAAAUUAUAUGGAUCUUACAAAAAUAUAGAAAGUGGUUUAAUUUCUGAAGCAUUGGAAGAUUUUACAGGUGGUUUAAAUGAAGUAUACCAGGAAUUACUUGAAACCAGUAAAGUACUCAACUUUUAUGAAAUGAUGUUGGUUUCUUACGAAAGAAAAUCAUUUAUGGGAUGCGGAAUAACGGAUUUAGGAGGACUCGAGGAGGAAAGAAAAGAUGGUCUAUAUUCAAGACAUGCAUACAGUAUUACUGAAGUUAGGAAAGUUACCUGUAAGCUUGGGAAUAUUUACAAAUUGCUAAGACUUAGAAAUCCAUGGGGUCAUGGAGAAUGGAACGGAGAUUGGAGUGAUAAAUCCACAAAAUGGGAUCUUCUUCCAGACGAAACGAAAGAACAACUUUUGAAAAGAAUAGACAAUGGUGAAUUUUGGAUGCAAUUUGAAGACUUCAUCGAGGCUUACAACCUUCUGGAAUUUUGUCAUCCCAAUCCUGAUUCAGUUGCAUAUGCUAAAGAUGAGGUUAACCAAUGGAAAAGUUUCAUGCUGGAUGGUUCUUGGGUUGCAAAAGUCAGUAAUGGAGGAUUACCAACAUGUAGAAAUUUUUACUUGAAUUCACAAUACUUACUAACGAUAAAUGAAAAAAACGAUAUUAAACAAAAAGUUGUGAUUGGAUUGAUGCAAAAAAAUAGGAGGAUUUAUAAUAUUUCAGAAUUACCAUUAGGAUUUGCAAUAUAUACGUUACAAGCUGCUGCUAACGGUCCGCUGUCUCCCAAUUACUUUUCUUCAAUCAAACCAACAUAUGUUAGUAAAGUGGAGAUCAACAAGCAAGUAACAGGUCAUGUGGAGUUACCAAAUGGGACAUACUGUAUAAUACCGUUUACGGAAGAUACUAAAUCAAGCUGCGAAUAUUUGCUGAGGAUAUAUUCCAGCGUUGAUUUUAAUGUCAAUGAGAAUGAUGUAGAAGUUAAAUUGAUUGAUGCUUCAGGAUUUGUAGGGUUUGGAGCAGGUUCUGAUACUGUUGAUAGUGCUUCAGCAGAUAAAGCAAUUAAGGAGGUAUUUGCAGGAAUUGCAGGAACAGAUACUGAGUUGGGAUGGAAGAGUUUAAAAUCAGUUUUGGAUCUUAUUUUUAAGCAAGAAAAUCACGAAUUAUCUAAAGAACUUUGUCGCAGUAUGGUCGCUCUUGCAGAUAAUGACUAUUCUGGAAAACUCAAUUUUAAUGAAUUUUACCAGCUUUGGGAACAAAUAGGAAAUCUUAGGGGUAUUUUCAGAAAUUAUGAUUCGGACACGUCCAAUGGAAUGCGUGCUAGUGAAUUACGAUCAGCAUUGAAAGCAGCCAAUCUUCAAGUCAGUAACAAAAUUUUAAGGAUGAUCGUCUUAAGAUUUUCUAACGAAAACGGAGAAUUGGAUAUGGAAGAUUUUUUGCAUUGCUGUAUUAAGUUAAAAAUGAUGAUAGAUAUUUAUCAUAACUCACGGACAAAACCUGAAAUUACUCUAGAAAAAUGGUUGCUAGAAACUAUUUAUACUUAACAUUUUAACAUAGGUACUACCAUUCAUACUUAUAAUAAAAUUAUGUUUGUAUA